Molecule: messenger RNA, 4303 nt
Organism: Gadus macrocephalus (Pacific cod)
Lineage: Eukaryota; Metazoa; Chordata; Actinopteri; Gadiformes; Gadidae
Gene: camsap2b
Product: calmodulin regulated spectrin-associated protein family, member 2b
Exons: 11
Coding region: 505-2484 (659 amino acids)
Biological process (GO): cytoplasmic microtubule organization; negative regulation of microtubule depolymerization
Cellular component (GO): microtubule minus-end
Molecular function (GO): microtubule minus-end binding; calmodulin binding
Source: RefSeq, a predicted model, not a curated record
UACGUUCUCUCCUCCGAUCAAUGCGGCAGCAGGGAAAGGCAAAGAAGCCCCCGACUUUGAGGGACGGAAACCGUAAGGAAAAUACGGAUCAAACGAUGCGCUAAACAUCCGCUACCUUCUUACCUAUUUUUUUUAUUCAUUAUUGAGCUGCUGUAGCCUACAGCCAAGUCCGCUAUGGUGGAUAACCUGGCGUAAAUAUUAGGGAGUGAGAAAAAAAAAAUCUUCCUAACAGACUAGACUGCUCUGUCUGCGUUGAGGAUAUUUUGACAUCAUGGACCGACAUGUGAAAUGCUCAGAUCUCAUGGAAAGGCCGCCUCGAGUAGACUCCGUGUACACCGGUCGGUCGUCUCAGCAGUAGUAGGCCUACUAGCCUACAUUCAAAGUUUUUUGGGAAAAGGAAAUUUACUGCAUCGGAUUCCUGUAGAGGGGAUGUCCUCCGCCGCGCGUCGAGCCCCAGCGGCGGAGCGAUCUGCGGUCUAACGGAACAGUCAAACAGGGUGGAAAAUGAGCGAUGCGGCAGACGGCCCGGGGAUGAGACGGACUUUUAUCGUUCCGACCAUCACAUCUUUCGAUCACUACGACUUCACCAGGGCUAAGAUCAAAUGCAGCCUGACAUGGCUGGUUGCAAAAGCCUUCGGAUCGGAUGCGGUUCCGGAGGAGCUGGCCGAGCCCUUCUACCUGGACCAGUACGCCCAGGAGCACCUGAAGCCCCCGGUGGCCUGCCUGCUGCAGUCCGCCGAGCUCUACUGCCGCGCCGGGAGCCUGAUCCUCCGCAGCGACGCCGUCAAACCCCUGCUGGGACACAACGCCGUCAUCCAGGCGCUGGCGCAGAAGUGCCUGUACGUCACCGACCAGGACCGGCUGGUCACCGAGAGGGACCUGACCGGCUCGCCCAUACACAUGAGCUCCCACCUGGCCCUGAUCGACGCCCUGAUGAUGGCCUACACCGACAGCCUGCCCCGGCUGCGGCGCUUCAGCCCCAGCCAGACCCAGACCAGCUCCUUCGCCUACCUGGGUCACGACGAGGGCCCCCUGGCCCUCGACAGCCUGGACCCCCAGGACCCCCUGGACCCCCAGCAGAGGGACAAGCACCCGGAGGAGGGGCCGAGGCAGAGUGCGGGCGCUCUCCGGCCUCCCGCCAAAGGAGCCGACGCCGAGCCCGACCCCGGGGAGCGGCGGGAGGUGGCGGCGGCGGGGAAGGCCACCGAGGGGGUGAUCUCGUCGGAGGUGCGGUGCCAGCCGGGGGCGGACCACCAGGGGCACGGCCGGCGGCAGGGGACGGCGGAGCAGAGCGACCCGGGCAGGAGAGACCUGAGGGAGGUGCCCCUGUUCCAGAAGGACAACACAGAGGAAGAGGCAGCGUUGGAUGGAGGUGCGGGGAGGGAUGCCUACGGAGAUGACCAGAAGAUGUGCUGUGGAUUCUUCUUUAAGGAUGAUGCCAAAGGUCAAGAGGACAUGGCAGCCAAGAGAGAAGCUCUGCUGGAGAAGAGGCUGAGGAGGGAGAAGGAGGCGCAGGAGAAGAAAGUACAGCAGGAACAGGAACAGGAGGAGAAGAAGGAGGCUGCAAGGUUGAGGGCGGAGGAGGAGCUGCAGAAGAAGGACGACGAGAAAGCGAGGAGGGAUUACAUCAAGAACGAGUACUUGAGGAGGAAACAGCUCAAGCUGAUGGACGACAUGAACGACGUCAUCAAGCCCCGCUCGGGAAGCCUGAAGAAAAAGCCCCGCCCUAAAUCCAUCCACCGGGACGUUGUGGAGUCGCCCAAGCCCCCAGUCAGGGCAGCAGGGGCGCGUCCUCGUGGGUAUUCCGUCUCCAGUGUCUCCCUGGCCUCCCUGAACCUCGGUGACAAUGACAGCAACCAAUCGGACAACAGGAAAACUCCCAGAGGCAAUAAAGUAGCUUCCUGUCAUAUAUCGUUCUUUCUUAGCUCUCCCAAAGAAAGAAAGGGAAGGCCCGACUCCGCGGGGGGCUUUUCUUCCUGUCCGUCAGCUGGAAGCCGCAACGGAGAGAAGGACUGGGAGAUUGAGUCCACCACCUCCUCCACACCCUCCAACACAGAGUACACAGGACCCAAGUUGUACAAGGAACCAAGUGCCAAAUCAAACAAACACAUCAUACAGAACGCCCUGGCUCACUGCUGCCUGGCGGGCAAGGUCAACGAAGGACAGAAGAACAAGAUACUGGAUGAAAUGGAGAAGUCGGAGGCCAACAACUUCCUGGUGUUGUUCCGCGACGCGGGGUGCCAGUUCAGGUCGGUGUACACCUACUGCCCCGAGUCGGAGGAGAUGACCAAGCUGGCCGGCAUCGGCCCCAAGAGCAUCACCACCAAGAUGGUGGAGGGCCUGUACAAGUACAACUCGGACAGGAAGCAGUUCAGCCACAUCCCGGCCAAGACCAUGUCGGCCAGCGUGGACGCCGUCACCAUCGCCAGCCACCUGUGGCAGACCAAGAAGCAGAGCACCCCCAAAAAACUGCAGCCCAAGUAGUGCAGGACUGAACACACACACGCACAGACGCACGCGCACGAAAAAGACAUCUCUCGUUCAUCAGGAUCACCCAUAUGAAUGGGGGCUUGGUGUAAAUAUUUUUUUCAUCCAAGGGGCCACGUGGCUGUUGACUUGGCAACUGGAAUGUAGGACGGAGAGCUUCAACAAAAGGGCGUCGCAGUUAACAGAACCGAGUGGGACAACUAAGACUUUUCAAUGAGGGGCGGUGUACUGUAUGUGGGUGUGUCUGUCUGUGUGUGUGUGUGUGCGUGUGUGUGUGUGUGUGUAUACUUGUGUUGGCAUGUGUAUCCAUGUUCUUCUGUGCCAAAAAAACGAAAGUAAAGAAGAGGCGAUGGACCUUUGCCUUACCUUGUAGUACCGCUGAAGCACUGAAUGUCACUCCUCAGUUAGAGGCAGUUUGGUUAUUCUGAGUUGAUCAUGUGUGGCCUUAUGCUUGUUGUGUGUCUCUAACGGAGAAGCCUGCGGGGUAAAGUCUGGUGGGUGGCGGUGUACAUGCCUGUCGCAGACUCUGUUGUGAUGUGAGCGUUGUUCCCUCUCCCCUCCCCUGACUCACACAUCUUCUCCACCAUUUCCAGGAGGAAAUGGUUUGGGAGUUUUAACGAAAGAGAGAGAAUGUGAGAGAACAACUUUUUUUUGUAUUAGCACUUAGAAUGCAUUGUACAAGGUGAAUGGAACGGUCUAAAUGUGUAUGAAUAGUGAAGUGCCAAGAUUGAGGGAAAUACCUCAAGUUGUUGAAUUGCCGUAACUUUCCAUUGAGUGUAUGAUGAUGGUGAUGAUGAUGAGGAUGAGAAUGAUUAUGAUGAUGAGGAUGAAAUCAUUUAGUGUUUUAUCAUGAAACUUACUCUGGAAAGCACCUACAACCGACUUGUUUAAUUUAUUUCAUUUCACAAUAAUGCUUUGACUGUCUGACACGAGGCAUUUUGGGGAUGUUGUUUUUAUCUGAGUAACACAAUGAACGUAAUGUUUAUGAGUUGAAUAUGCUUGUACAUAAUUGAUAUUUCAUUCAAAAUGAAUGACUGAUUAGUCACCUUUUGAGUAGCUUUAAUCGUUCAUCCUUAGCAUAUAUAAUGUAUCAUAGGGCCUUUUGUCGUACUGAAAAAGCAGUGUGAUCGUUCACCAGUGUUGAUAACACAAUUGUGAUUAUUAUAGACACCCCUCCACUGUGUCCUUAAUCUGUGCAAUCUAUGGAGAGUUAAUACAAUUCUAAUCACGUUGCAUUCUGUGCAUUAAAUUAGUCACUUUGCUGUGGAUAAAGCCCCCCUAAAUACAUUGAAAUUCACAACCUAAACCUAAAUCAAACGUGUAUAUACCAGAUCGUUAGCAACAAUAAUAGCAGUAGAUGAUCCAACAUAGUUGACCUAAUUGCUCACUGAACCUUCUAACCAUAUUCCCACUGUAACACCGACAUGCAGUUGGUUUUAUUUGUGCAUCGUUACAUGUUAAUUUUCCUUUUUGCAUAUAUCCAUGUAUUAUGUGUUUACACUGUACAUAUAUAUUUUGUCAUAUGAAAGUAUUUUUUGUAAGCUGCAUUUACCGUUGGAGGGUUUUGUCAGCACAAUUGUAAAGGAAACAGAACAGUGUUCAGCGUGUAGCUUGGAAAAAAAGGACCUGGUGUGAAGUCCUAAUUCGUGCUCUAGAGUGAUAACUUCAGCAGCACAGAGUGAUCGGAUUCGAGGAGUUUAAAGUCUUACUAUUUUUCCAACCUGAUAUCAUUUUUGUUUUUAAUUCAUCAAGACGUUUAUGGACCUUGUUAUUUUCUAUUAAUUUGAGCUAUUAAAUUGCCAACUAUCAACUGUCA